AUGGCCAUUUCCAGACGCAAGAUCGCACUGAUAGGGGGCGGCAACAUCGGCGGCACCAUGGCGCACCUGUGCGCCCUGAAGAAGCUGGGAGACGUGGUCCUCUUCGACGUUAUCGACGGACUGCCGCAGGGCAAGGCCCUGGAUCUGCUCCAGUCCGCGCCCGUGGAGGGAUUUGACGCCAAUAUCGUCGGCACCACCAGCUACGAGGACAUCGUCGGCGCCGACGUCUGCAUCGUCACCGCGGGCAUCGCCCGCAAGCCGGGCAUGAGCCGGGACGACCUUCUGGGCACCAACUCGAAGAUCAUGACCUCGGUGUCGGAGGGGAUCAAGCAAUACGCCCCCAACGCCUUCAUCAUCGUCAUCACCAAUCCGCUGGACGCCAUGGUGACCCUUUGCCAGCGUGUGACCGGUUUCCCCAAGGAACAGGUGGUCGGGCAGUCGGGUAUCCUGGACUCGUCGCGCUACCGGACGUUCAUCGCCCAGGAGCUGAACCGCUCGGUGGAGAGCGUCACCGCCAUGGUGGGGGGCGUGCCGGUGGACCGUCUCAUUUCGUCGGAGCGGCUGGACGAGAUCGAGCAGCGCGUGCGCAUGGCCGGCGGCGAGAUCGUCUCGCUGCUGAAGACCGGCUCCGCCUUCUACGCGCCGGCGUCGGCCGCGGUGCGCAUGGCCGAGGCCUACCUGCAGGACAAGAAGGAAGUGCUCCCGUGCGCGGCUCUGCUCGAAGGGGAGUACGGCGUCCAUGGCUACUACUUCUGCGUGCCGGUCCUGAUCGGCGCCGGCGGGGUGGAGAAGGUCAUCGAGAUCGACCUGGCUCCCGGGGAGAAGAGCGCGUUCGACGAGUCCCUGUCCCAUGUCCAGGAUAUCGUGGGCGCCAUGGACCGGGUGUUGGCGGAAGCGUAG
Molecule: messenger RNA, 900 nt
Organism: Geodia barretti
Lineage: Eukaryota; Metazoa; Porifera; Demospongiae; Tetractinellida; Geodiidae
Source: the annotation of a GenBank genome assembly